This is a messenger RNA of Sinocyclocheilus grahami, 1657 nucleotides long. RefSeq names its product TSR3 ribosome maturation factor. Gene Ontology annotation, biological process: maturation of SSU-rRNA. Lineage: Eukaryota; Metazoa; Chordata; Actinopteri; Cypriniformes; Cyprinidae. The transcript is spliced from 5 exons. Gene Ontology annotation, molecular function: rRNA small subunit aminocarboxypropyltransferase activity. The record is from RefSeq and is a predicted model, not a curated record.
UAUUAGCUUUUAUAUAAUUUAACUACAUUAGCGUUUUUUUGUGCUUGGUUCUGAUAACAGCCAUGUUUGAUUACGUCACCGUGUUUUGGCCUCACGAAACAGCGUGUCAGAAUAAAUCCUUAGGAUUUGACUUAAAAGAAUAUAAACAUUAGAAUGUUUGCCAUGGUUUAGUGUAAAGUAGAUGCAUUACUGGUGUGCUGUAAGAUGUAAGGUGGUUAAAUAGGGUAAAAUACAAUCAAUCCAUUACACACGCGUGAAAGUUGUUCCUAAAAACAAAAGUACGGUGGGUUUCAGACAUGGGACGUAAAAAACAGGGUAAAUGCGAGCGACCGGUUCACAAGGGCAAAGACAGACGACACAGGAUGAAGGGGAAGUCACUAGAAACUUUCACAGAGGAGAUGCAUGAGGCUCUGCAAGCCAGUGAGGAUGCGGAUUCAGAGGCGGCAGGAGGUGUGAAGUUGCCCUGUCAGUUGGCCAUGUGGGAUCUGGGUCACUGUGACCCGAAACGGUGUACAGGACGCAAGCUGGUCAGGAAAGGUUUUGUGCGCUGCCUGCGACUCAACCAGCGCUUCAAUGGCCUGAUACUCAGUCCGAUGGGAGCCAAAUACGUUACACCCGCAGACAGGUGUUGGCCACAGAUCAGAAAUACUUCUCUUAAAAACAUUUUAGAAAAUCUGGCCGAGCCCAAAUUUUUGAACGGUAGUGCAGUUAAAUUUGCUAGACGUUGACAUGUGAAUUUGUUUCUCUGUGAUAAUGCAUCAGGAUUUCGUGACCUUGCUGUGCUCCUGCUGAGUAAGUUUAAGUGGGGCUUGGGAUUUUUGGAGCUGAAUAAGACUCUUCUAGAGCGUUACGCUUCCAGCCAAUCAGAAGAGGAACUACUGGCUGUGGAGAAAGAGUUUCUCAGUGCCGCCCCUCAGGAAGAGGAUUUAGAUCCUUUCGAUGUGGACUCAGGAAGAGACUUUGUGAAUCUCAACAGACCAGUCCAGGCUGAGGACGAUGACAGUGACGAGACAUCAGAGGAGGAAGAUGAUGGUGAGGAGGAAGAACAGAAGAGUAAAGAGGAAGAUGAUGAAAGAGAUGAGGAGUCUUGAGUUGUGUAGUCUUAAAAUGUAACAUUUGGGGAAGAAGGAUGUUUAGUCACUGAUUUAGUAACACUGACCUUCACUUGACAUGAGCAAACUUCUGUUUUCUGCAUGUUUGCAGAUGGUUGCAGAUAUAGAACUAGUAAGUUAACUAAACCAGAGUAAUCAGGUGCUGUAGUCAUGAUUUCAAAAAGCAACUUCUCCAAAGACGUUUUAAAAUGCGCAAAAUGUACUAUUUGUUCACGAGAAGAAUCUUCUCAAACUGUAAUAACAUUUAUUAUUGCAAAAAAAAGGUUGACUUGUUUAUAAGCAGAAUGAAAUGUUUAAAUAAAUAUUAAAUGGCAUUUGCUGCAUUCGAGUAUGGCUUACUAGCUGUUUUAUUAAUUGGAGUGCCAUUUUCAAUCCAGUCUGCGUAUUUUAUUUAUUUACAUGUAUAUCUAUUGGGGCUGAUUACCACAUGCAUACAUUAUUGUGUAUUCUACUCUAAGGCAAGGAUUUUCAAUAUUUUAGAUGCCAUGGACCCAAAUAUGAUCAUCCCUGUGUGAGGGACCCCAGCCUAAAAUUGUUCAUGUAUA